AUGGCGGCAGAGCCCCUGCCUUCCGAGGCCUCCUGGGUCAACUGGAUGGGCGAGCCCACCGUAGCCUGGCAGAGUGACCCCAUCAGCACCAAGCCCGGGAAAGCGCCAGGUGCCUUCCAGCUCGGGACGCAGUUCUGGAUCUUUAACCACAGCGGAGAGGAGACCUCGCCCCCGUUUCUGACCGACGCUUGGCUCGUUCCCCUCUUUUACGCCCUUAUCAUGUUGCUGGGCCUGGUGGGCAACGGCCUGGUCAUCUAUGUCAUCAGCAAGCAUCGCCAGAUGCGCACAGCCACAAACUUCUACAUUGCAAAUCUGGCUACCACUGACAUCAUAUUCUUAGUGUGCUGUGUUCCCUUCACUGCCACUCUCUAUCCCUUGCCCAGCUGGGUGUUUGGCGACUUUAUGUGCAAAUUUGUCAACUAUUUACAGCAGGUGACUGUCCAGGCUACUUGCAUUACUCUGAUGGCUAUGAGUGUGGACCGCUGCUAUGCUACACUGUACCCAUUGCAGUCGUUGCGUUAUCGAACCCCCCAGGUAGCCAUGGCCGUCAGCUUUGCUAUUUGGAUUGGUUCCUUCAUUCUCUCCUUGCCCAUGGCUAUGUUUCACCGUACUGAAAAUGGCUACUGGUAUGGUUUACGUACCUACUGCAUUGAAGCUUUCACAAGCAAGAACCAGGAGCGCAGCUUUAUCCUCUACACUUUCCUGGGUGUUUAUCUAUUGCCUCUUCUCACUAUUUGCUUCUGCUACACCAUCAUGCUCAAGCGAAUUGGACGUCCUGUGGUUGAACCAGUGGACCAUGAUUACCAGCAAGUGCAACAUCUCUCUGAACGCUCAGCGGCCGUGCGAGCUAAGAUUUCCAAGAUGGUUGUAGUGAUUGUGCUUCUUUUUGCCAUUUGCUGGGGUCCUAUCCAGUUCUACCUGCUUUUUCAGGGCUUCUAUCUCCAUUUCCAGGUGAACUAUGAAACCUAUAAGAUUAAGACGUGGGCUAAUUGCAUGUCUUAUGCUAACUCUUCCCUCAACCCUAUUGUUUAUGCUUUCAUGGGAGACAGUUUCCGCAAAUCCUUCAAGAAAGCGUUCCCCUUCCUCUUCCGCCAGCGUGUACGGGACAAUGGCAUGCAUUCAGGCUCCCAUAAUGCGGAGAUGAAAUUUGUUACUGAAGAGACCUAG
This is a messenger RNA of Protobothrops mucrosquamatus (brown spotted pit viper), 1167 nucleotides long. Its product is annotated as G-protein coupled receptor 54-like. NCBI's taxonomy places the organism in Eukaryota, Metazoa, Chordata, Lepidosauria, Squamata, Viperidae. The record is from RefSeq and is a predicted model, not a curated record. Gene Ontology annotation, molecular function: G protein-coupled peptide receptor activity. Gene Ontology annotation, cellular component: membrane. Gene Ontology annotation, biological process: neuropeptide signaling pathway. The transcript has 5 exons. Bases 1 to 1167 code for a protein of 388 amino acids.